AUGAAAUUUUCCAAAGUCUCGUUGCUGGCCGCAUCUGCAUCCGUUGCUUUAUCUGCUCCAGUUGCUGUCACCGUCACACAACACGUUCAUCAAGCAGCCACUGUGGUGGUACAAGGUAUAGUUUAUGUGGAAAACGGUCAGACUCUAACAACAUUCGUUACCAAGGGCUCUCCAAGCGCCGCCAUUGCCACUGCUACUGCCACUGCCACUGCCACUGUAUCGGCUCCUAUAGUGGUUGCUAAUGCUCAAGUGGACAGCGUAGCUCCUACUGUCAUUCAAGAGAGCGCCGUGGUGGCAGAAUCUGUCACUUCCGAUGCGUUCUCUACCGCAACUUUUGAAGAAUCCUCUACUGCAAGCACAGUUGCACCAUCGGUACAAUCCUUUACAAGUACCACGCAAGAAUCCACUCAGAAUGUUGCGGCUACACCUUCAACAUCGGUAGCACAAAUUGCUGGCACAACCACUCCAAUCACCACUUCUAGUCCAACUACGCCAACAACCACCACUGCUAGUUCAACCACUGCUACUACCACGCAAUCAACGGCCUCAUCUACUCAGUCUUCGGACUCGAACUCUGAUUUUUCAACGUCGAUGGUUAACGAACACAACACCAAGAGGGCAUUACACAAGGACACCGGUUCUUUAACAUGGUCCGACACCCUAGCCUCAUACGCACAAAAUUACGCCGACUCUUAUGACUGUUCAGGGAACUUGGUACACUCUGGCGGUCCAUACGGUGAAAACUUAGCAUUGGGUUAUGGAACAACCGGCUCCGUCGAUGCUUGGUAUAACGAAAUUACUAGUUACGACUAUUCAAACCCUGGAUUCAGCGAAAGCGCAGGCCACUUUACCCAAGUCGUGUGGAAGGGAACUUCUGAAGUCGGUUGCGGUUUGAAAUCUUGCGGUGGCGAAUGGGGUGAUUAUAUCAUUUGUUCCUACAAGGCCGCUGGUAACUUUAUUGGUGAAUUUGCCGAUAAUGUUAUGCCAUUGGCUUAA
Saccharomyces mikatae IFO 1815 is the source of this 996-nucleotide messenger RNA. RefSeq names its product sterol-binding protein (gene PRY2). Gene Ontology annotation, cellular component: extracellular region. The record is from RefSeq and is a predicted model, not a curated record. Lineage: Eukaryota; Fungi; Ascomycota; Saccharomycetes; Saccharomycetales; Saccharomycetaceae. The transcript has a single exon. Bases 1 to 996 code for a protein of 331 amino acids.